AUGUCUGAGCCUCCGCGCCAGAAAAGGAUACUCAGUUGGGCAUUGUCUAAAAAGGUUCCACCGAUAACCCAAGAGGAAGAUCGUCUUGAAUAUCCAUUCAAACGUGCGAAUAUCCUCUCGAAGAUUUUCUUCUCAUGGCUAGACCCACUACUCCACAAAGGUUACCGAAGAACCCUUGAGCCCGAGGACUUAUGGUACUUAACUGACGAACUCAAACUGGAACACUACUAUUCCGUUUUUCUUGCCCAAUUCGAGCCAGAUCUGGCAGCUCGACGCGAGGCUCACCUCGAGGCCAAAUGUAAAGCGCGUGGUGAAACGUUCGAAACGUCAACUGUGACCGAGGACGAAGACCUUGCGGAUUUUGUGUAUCCAUGGCCAAAGUUUGGCCUUAUCUUACUCAAGACGUUCUUUCGCCAAUAUGUGGGUGCCUGCGUGCUCAAAACGAUUGGUGAUCUCGCUUCUACAACAGCUCCUCUUUUACAAAAGGCCCUGAUCAACUACGUGACGAAACGUGCCAAGGGCCUGGAGCCCAAUGUGGGAACAGGAGUUGGCUAUGCCAUUGGCUGUGCUCUUUUCGUGACCCUGGAAGGGCUUAUGGUUAACCAUUACUUUUACCACGCCAUGGUGACGGGUUCACAGGUUAAAGCCAUUCUUACCAAGUUCAUGCUGGAGAAAUCUUUCAGACAGACGGGCAGAUCUCGCCACGAUUUUCCUACCGGUAAAGUGAAUUCAAUCAUGGGAACUGAUCUGGCAAGAAUCGACUUUGCCAUUGGGUUUCUUCCGUUUUUAUUCUGUUUCCCAGUUCCGGCAAUCGUUUCGAUUGUUUUGUUGAUUAUCAACAUCGGUCCUUCGUCAUUGGUAGGAAUCGCAAUUUUCUUUUUGGCUCUGAUAGCGCUUGGUUCUACCAUCAAAAGACUGAUGUUCUUCCGGCUUCGUGCCAACAAGUUCACCGAUGGACGGGUGAAUUUGGUGAAGGAGCUACUCAAGAACUUCAAGAUGAUUAAGUACUAUUCGUGGGAACCGUCGUAUGUAAAGAAUAUCGAGGAGACCCGUACUGCGGAGAUGCACAAUGUGUUUUUGAUGCAAAUCAUGCGGAACAUUAUGGUGGCUUUCGCCAUCGCGUUGCCCACUGUGUGCUCGAUGAUCUCGUUUUUGGUGCUUUACGGUAUCAACUCGUCGCGCAGCGUCGCCGAUAUCUUUUCAUCCCUGACGCUGUUUCAGGUGUUAGCAAUGCAACUGAUUAUGGUGCCCUUAGCCCUUGCUUCCGGAUCAGAUGCUCUCAUAGGUAUCAGGCGUGUUUUGGAGUUCGUGUGUUCUGGUGACAUAGACGAGGAAGAUUCACAGGUUGAGCUCUCCCUCAUCAAGGAGAAGAUGGAAAGUUCCGGCUCGGUAUUGCGCGUAGUCAACGCUAGUUUUGAAUGGGAAACGUUUGAUGCUGACGAAGAGGACAUUGCUUCAACUAACGAGUCAGUCUCUGAAAAUGAACGGAAGCCCGAUCCGUCAUUGGAGGGUCUCGAAAGCACGAGUUUCCCUGGACUGAACAACAUAAACCUGGAUAUUCGUAAAGGCGAGUUUGUUGUGGUUACAGGCCUCAUUGGGUCGGGCAAGUCCUCUUUAUUGUAUGCCCUCUCUGGCUUCAUGCACCGCACACAAGGCCAUGUGGCCACUAUUGGAGAUCUAUUGCUCUGCGGUAACCCCUGGAUCCAGAAUGCCACUGUUAAGGAUAAUAUCUCUUUCGGAAUGCCGUUUGACCAGCAAAAGUACGAUAAUGUGAUCCAUGCGUGCUCUUUGGAGGCUGAUCUGGACCUCCUACCGGCUGGAGAUCACACCGAGGUCGGUGAAAGGGGUAUUACGCUGUCCGGAGGUCAAAAGGCAAGACUUAAUCUUGCACGUGCAGUCUAUGCUGAUCGUGAUAUCAUUCUUUUGGAUGAUAUUCUCAGUGCUGUGGAUGCACGUGUUGGAAAACACAUCAUGGACGAGUGUCUUUUGGGGCUUUUGAAGGACAAAACGCGUCUGCUGGCUACACACCAGUUGUCGCUGAUUUCUGCUGCUGAUCGCGUGAUUUUCCUAAAUGGAGAUGGCUCUAUUGAUGUGGGAACUACUGCCGAAUUGCUUGCCCGUAAUGAGGGCUUUACCAAAUUGAUGGAGUUUAGCACGCAGGAGAAAAACGACACUACAACCGAAUCAGGUGAAGCUGCUCAUUCCGGACCAGAACUAGAAGAUGAGAAGGAACUGAUCAGAAUCCAAACCCUUACUAAAUCGCUGGCUGAAGCCGAAUCAAAUUCCGACUAUCAACACAAAGAUGCAGACGGUGUGCUAAUGCAGUUAGAAGAUCGUGCUGUUAACGCGAUCGAGUUAGGGGUCUACGGAAAAUACCUCAAAUUGGGUGCGGGUGCGUUCGGUAUUGGAAUCAUACCUUUAUUGCUGGGUCUAGUGGCUUGCUCCGUUUUUUGCUCGCUCUUCACCAACACGUGGUUGACGUUUUGGACCGAGAAGAAGUUCGAUCGCAGCAAUGGCUUUUUUAUCGGUAUUUACGUGAUGUUCACCAUGCUCACAAUUGUAUUCAUGGUGCUGGAAUUUUCGUUGUUGGUAUAUCUUACCAAUACAGCCUCCAGACUUCUGAAUAUUUAUGCCAUCAGACGACUAAUGCACGUGCCUAUGUCGUUCAUGGAUACUACGCCUAUGGGAAGAAUUCUCAACAGGUUUACCAAGGAUACGGAUGUGCUAGAUAAUGAGCUUCCCGAGCAAAUCAGAUUGUUGGUCCACUUCACGGGAACUAUCACCGGAAUAUUGGUUCUUUGUAUCAUAUAUUUGCCGUGGUUUGCGAUCUCAGUACCUAUUCUGGCAUUUUGUUAUAUUGCCUGCGCUUCCUAUUACCAAGCAUCGGCUCGUGAGGUCAAACGGAUAGAAGCUCUACAGAGAUCAUUCGUGUAUUCCAACUUCAACGAAACGUUGCAAGGAAUGGAGGUUAUCACGGCGUAUAAGGCUGAAAAGCGGUUCAUUGCUCGCAAUGAUGCCUUGAUUGACAAAAUGAACGAGGCUUACUAUUUGACUUUUGCAAAUAUGCGUUGGUUGUCUAUCAGAAUCGACGUCUUGGCGGCGGUGCUGGUUCUAAUCGUAUCGCUUCUUUGCGUGAUGAGAGUGUUUCACAUCUCGCCGGCCUCUGUUGGUUUGUUGCUCUCUUAUACCCUGAAUAUUGCGGGAAUGAUGUCCAUGUUGCUGAAUGUCUCUACACAGAUUGAGAACGAGAUGAAUUCGGUGGAAAGAUUGGAAUAUUACGGCUUUAGAGUUGUCCAGGAAGCUCCGUUCAAGAUCUCUGAAAAGACUCCACCCCCUGAAUGGCCCCACGAUGGCCGUAUUCAAUUCGAAAAUGUGACAUUGUGCUACCGCCAAGGUUUGCCUGCGGUGUUGAAGAACCUGAAUAUGGACGUGAAGGGCGCAGAGAAGAUUGGAAUUUGUGGACGUACUGGUGCCGGAAAGUCGUCGAUUAUGACGGCGCUGUACAGACUUGCAGAGAUGGAAUCCGGAGGUCGCAUCUUGAUUGAUGAUAUUGACAUAAGUACGCUUGGAUUGCAUGACUUGAGAUCGAGGCUAUCGAUUAUUCCGCAGGAUCCAGUUUUGUUCCGCGGCAGCAUCCGGGGCAAUUUGGAUCCUUUCCACGAACAUAAAGACGAGCUCUUGUGGGAUGCGUUGCGCAGAAGUGGUCUGAUCGAAGGUUCAAAGCUGGAUCAGGUCAAACACCAGACCCUUGACGAUGAGAAUCUGCAUAAGUUUCACCUAGGUCAGAACGUUGAGGACGAUGGAACUAAUUUCUCGCUUGGAGAGCGCCAAUUACUCGCUCUAGCGCGUGCUUUGGUUCGUAACUCCAAGAUAUUGAUCUUGGAUGAGGCCACUUCCUCGGUGGACUACGAGACUGACUCUAAGAUCCAAACCACUAUCUCCACUGAGUUUGCCGGAUGUACCAUCAUGUGCAUUGCUCAUAGACUCAAGACGAUUGUGAAUUACGACCGGAUCUUGGUGCUAGAUAAGGGUGAGAUUAGCGAGUUUGACAAACCAUGGGCAUUGUUUCAGGAUGAGAGCACAAUCUUCAGACAAAUGUGUAACAAGUCUGGUGUUGUAGCUGAGGAUUUUGAAAAACAAAACUAG
Molecule: messenger RNA, 4146 nt
Organism: Kuraishia capsulata CBS 1993
Lineage: Eukaryota; Fungi; Ascomycota; Pichiomycetes; Pichiales; Pichiaceae
Exons: 1
Coding region: 1-4146 (1381 amino acids)
Biological process (GO): transmembrane transport
Cellular component (GO): plasma membrane
Molecular function (GO): ATP binding; ATP hydrolysis activity; ABC-type xenobiotic transporter activity
Source: RefSeq, a predicted model, not a curated record